This is a messenger RNA of Metarhizium acridum CQMa 102, 1416 nucleotides long. RefSeq names its product tRNA A64-2'-O-ribosylphosphate transferase. Gene Ontology annotation, molecular function: tRNA adenosine(64)-2'-O-ribosylphosphate transferase activity. Gene Ontology annotation, biological process: charged-tRNA amino acid modification. Gene Ontology annotation, cellular component: cytoplasm. Lineage: Eukaryota; Fungi; Ascomycota; Sordariomycetes; Hypocreales; Clavicipitaceae. The record is from RefSeq and is a predicted model, not a curated record.
AUGACGACCCCCAACACCAUAAACGUAAACGACAUAGUAUUCCCCUCGCAGCCAUCCCUUUCCACACUCCUCACGUCCCUCAAACGCUCCACCCUCAGCAUCCACAACCGCCUCACGUCCAUCCUCUCCGACGCCGAGUUCGUCCACCAAGCCGCCCAGGCACUCCGGCAGCCGCCGUCAAAUAAUGAAGCGAACCAGGAGACCCAGGAACGUGUCCCGCGCCCCUUAAUUGCCAAUGAACGCUGCGGAAGCUGGUACAUCCCGCCCGGGGACAAGUACGCCUCUGCAUACUUCAAGAGCACCGAUGGCCAUGAGCGGGCGUGGAAGUUUAGCACCCGGAGGCUCAACCUCCAUCUGCUCGACAUGAUUGAGAAGCACGACGGGAUAAUCAUUGUCGAUUCUACCAGACGGGGCAAGCGCAUGCCCGACGCCCUCUCGACCACAGUCCCAAUAUGGUGCACCGUCCUCAACACCAUCCUCCUGCCCUCGCACCCGCUCUCCUCCCAGCUCUUCCUCCCGCCGCACCUCCUGCCUACCACCCACGCCCAAAUCACCGCCCUCUUCCCGCAGUUCGUCGCCUCCUUCAAGGCCCUCAACCUCCAGGAUCUGCCCAAGAUAGCGAAACCGCUGCGCCCAUUCUGGGUCACGCAAGACUCCGUGCUCGGCCCCCACUUGGAAGCCCAAGACCAGACCCCCGGCACCAUAUACGCCUCCUACAGACCGGUGAUUUGCCUCACCGCCUCCCGCCGCAACACGUCGACAAGCGAGAUCGAUUCCAACGGGUACAUCCAGGGCGCGGCCGACGACACGGAAAACUGGGCGCGCGGCCUGACCCCCGCCCUCUUCUGGGCCAACAGGGACCUCCUCCUGUCCACGCCGGAGCCAGAGCUGCCGGGCCUCAUCGCGUCCCUGGUGCGGACGGCGCCGGCAAUCGCCGCCGACAACCCGACAACCCAGCUGACGCCGCAGAUAUCCGUGUGCGCGCUGCCCCUGCCACCAAGCACCGGCUGCUGCAUCUCGCUGACGAACGCGCCCACGCCAAAGGACGGGUGGGCCAAGUCCGCCACGUCCAUGGACGUCGGGCUGGGGAAGCACAAGACGGCCAGCAGGAACCUGAGGACCGCGCUGCCGCACAUAUGCGACUUUGCGUCGGCGUGCCUGCAGAGGGAUCCGCAGGGCAUGGUGACGGUAGCUUGCGAGUCGGGCAAGGAUACAUCUGUGGGCGCGGCGCUCGCUCUGUCGUGUUACUUGUUUGAUGACGAGGGACAAUUCCGCGUGCCGGACGAGACUGCCAGGUUCACAAAGACGCUGGUGAAGAUGAGAUUGGGAAGAAUCAUGACGGUUUACCCGGAGGCGAAUCCUAGCAGACAGACGCUCCAGAGUGUGAAUAGUUUCUUGAUGGAUUGGGCUAAAUGA